Molecule: messenger RNA, 1308 nt
Organism: Lathyrus oleraceus (garden pea)
Lineage: Eukaryota; Viridiplantae; Streptophyta; Magnoliopsida; Fabales; Fabaceae
Exons: 1
Coding region: 1-1308 (435 amino acids)
Source: RefSeq, a predicted model, not a curated record
AUGGCAGCAGAUAAUAAUCUAACAGCCAUGGUCGAAAGAAUCAUGGCGCGAAAUGAGGUAGAUGUUGGCCUCCACAAGCCAAAUUACACAUCACAUUUAUCUCAGUAUGUUCGGCAAUUGGAAUUACCCGCUAGAAGGAAAGUCCCUAAGUUCACUAAGUUCUUUGGGGACACUAGUGAAUCCACUAUAGAACACGUGGCCAGAUACCUCAUAGAGGCAGGGGAAAUUGCAAAUAAUGAGAGUCUUAGGAUAAAAUAUUUCCCAAGCUCCCUUACAAGGAAAGCCUUCAUAUGGUUCACCAUAUUACCAGCAAAUUCCAUUGAUACUUGGAAUCGUUUGGAGAGAUUGUUCCAUGAGAAAUUCUACAUGGGACAGUCGAAGAUAAGUCUGAAAGAAUUGGCCAGCAUCAAACAAAAGUUUACUGAGUCAAUAGAUGAUUACCUAAAUAGGUUUCAUUUGCUUAAGGUGAGAUGUUUUACGCAAGUUCCUGAGCACGAGUUGGUCGAAAUGGUCGCUGGUGGCCUUGAUUACUCUAUCAGGAAAAAAUUGGAUACCCAAUACCUGAAAGACAUUGCCCAAUUGGUUGAUAGAGUUCGACAGGUAGAACAUUUAAAGGCUGAGAAAGCCAGAGCAAACAAAAAUAAUAGGAAAGAUAGAAUAACUUAUGUCGAAUUAGGUGAUGACGAACCUGAAACGUAUGGUGAUCAGGUAGAUUUCGACAAAAGCGAGAUUGACCUUGCUGAACUAAAGCAAGGACCACCUUAUUCUUGCAAAGUCUUAGCCCCUUCGAAUGGUAAGAAUCCAAUUGAACCUGAUAAGAGUGAUAGGUUUCCUAAUAAAACUUAUACCUUCGACGUCACCAAAUGUGACGAAAUCUUCGACUUGCUUGUCAAAGACGGCCAAAUGAUAGUGCCUCAUGGCACUAAAAGGUCUCCUCUAAAACAAAGAAAAAAGAGGGGUUCUUGUAUGUACCAUAAUUUUUUGGGCCAUAAAACUUCACAAUGUUUUCUUUUCAGGGAGCUUGUGCAAAGUACUAUUAGAGACGAAAGACUCAAGUUUGGAGACAAAUUAAAGGCUCCAAUAAGGAUUGAUUCAGACUCUCUUCAGAUCGUUGAUGCUCACUACACUGAACUAUCCAUGUUCAACAUGGUGGAGAUAUCUGAAGAUUCUAGAAAGAAUGUUGAGAUGGUCAAAGUUGCUGAUGACGUCAACCAGGAAACUGCUGAAGGCUUCACCAACGAGACUGUUGAGGGUUUCGUUCAGCAAGUCACUGAAGGAUAUAAUAAAGGGAUCACUGUGUUGGUGUAA